Molecule: messenger RNA, 2591 nt
Organism: Hydractinia symbiolongicarpus
Lineage: Eukaryota; Metazoa; Cnidaria; Hydrozoa; Anthoathecata; Hydractiniidae
Exons: 2
Coding region: 1494-2534 (346 amino acids)
Source: RefSeq, a predicted model, not a curated record
UGUUGGCACGAUUCAGUAAUGAAGAUAUGACACUUUCUUUGCAAGAUUUCUGAUGGUUUGAUUCAAAGUUAAGGUACUGGUCAGUGUGUGUUGGUUUACGAUACACUGAAACUGAAAUGGUACCAUUCUUGCGUUUGACCAAAGUGUCCAGGAAAGUGAUACUUUCAUCGUGUUCAAGCUCAACAGUGAAUUUGAUUUGUCGAUGUAGGCCGUUGAUGUGUUCAUGGAACUCUUCUAGAUGAGAUCAUUUGAUUAUGGCGAAUACGUCGUCAACAAAUCUUUUCCAAACCUUUCAACGUCUGUCUGAUGUGACUAAUGCUGUUGUCUCCUGUGCUUGCAUGUAUAUUUCUGCGACUACUGAUGAUGCAGGGCCUCCCAUGGCAACUCCGUCUGUUUGAGUGUAGAAGUUCUUAUUAACAGAUACCAUGUUUUGGUUAGAACAAGUUCGACCAAACGCAGAAAAUCCGGUACUGGAAUCUUUGUCUUUUCACCGAAUGCAGCAUCGUUUUUGAUAAGGUCUUUAAUGAUGUUUAAGGUGUCUUUUAUGGGAACAUUUGUGUAGAGUGAUGUGACAUCAAAUGAUACCAUGCAUUCGUGGUCUGCUAUCUUUAUUGCUCUGAUGUAUUCCGAAAAUUCUUUUUAGUUUUUGCUGUGGUCACUUGCUGUGAAUUUGCUGAGGAUGAAAGCAAAAAAUUUUGAUAGGUUGUAUAACGGUGUUCCAGUGCAGGAAGCUAUUGGUCGAAUUGGAUCUCCCUGUUUAUGAAUUUUUGGUAGUCCGUAAAAUCGCGGUGGUGGUCCGUCACAAGGUUUCAGUCGGUAAUACUGCUUAUCGUCGAUGUAUUCUUUUCUCUUCAACUCCAUUAAGAUGUUCCUCGCUUCUUGUUUGAUGACUUCUGUGGGAUCUUUCUUGAGAAGUUGGUAAGGGAUCGUCUCAAAAUGUUCGUACGUUUUUUUCGUAUAAUUAUACGAACGCUACGAAGUACUUCGUUUCGUGAAACGAAUGUCAUACGAAGUGCUUCGUUUAAAAUAAAAAAUAUAAACGAAGUUUAUACGAACUUUUUUAAUACAUGAUACGAACUUAAACGAAGUUUUUUUAUCAUACAAAAUAAAAUGAUACGAACUUUGAACGAAGUAAAUUGCUAUACGAUCUUGAAACGAACUUCAAAAGUACCGGCGUAAUAGCGCGUAAUUAUUUCAAUACAAAAUCAGAAACAAAAGAAUUAAACGAAGUUUUUUUGACAUAGGAAAAGAAAUGAUACGAACUUUAAACGAAGUAAAUUGCUAUACGAACUUAAAACGAACUUCAAAAGUACCGGCGUAAUUGCGCAUAAUUAUUUCAAUACGAAACCAGAAAUAAAAGAAGUAAAAUAUACGAUUUAUUUUAAUAGUUUCAACCAAACUUAAAUUUAAUAUCAAGCAUUUGUAUUUCCUUUUUAAAAUAUCGAAUUUAAUUAAAUUAAACAGUUUUUUUUAAAACUAGCUACUUUCAUAGCAUGUCUAAAAAUUACGACAGUGAUAUCGAUUGGAUAUAUGACACAGCCAGUUCCGACGACGAGACUGAUUUGUUGCAAAAUAAAAAUAAAAGACGAGGAAGACCAAGCAUACACGAGAAAUAUCCGGAAAUAAUUACUUGUGUCAAGACGUUGAUAGAACAGGGUUCUGCUGAAGCUCACUUACGUCGGAGAGACAGUGUUAUGUACACAAAUGGGCUUUCUUUGAAUGAUAUCGUUAUGCACGUCAAAAAAACCUUGGGUAUAACUGUUAGUCGCCACACCAUUCACAGAUUAAUGCUUCCACCCCGAAAAAAAAACACAGCGAGUAAAAACUACAAAUGUCUGAUAGACGCACGUGUUCCUCCAAAAAGAAAUACAAAAGAAAAAAAAACACACGACGACUUUCAUUUCACUUGCGGUCAAGUUCGCAUAGUUAACGAAAUGGGAUAUCUUUGCAAAGAAAACACACUUAUGCUGUCCGUAGACAAUAAAAAUAAAGUUGAUGUGGGUAUUCCAGCGAACAGCAGACGAACGAAAAUACGCACUUUUCAUUUGGUUAACGAAGCACCAAAUUAUAAUGAUCACGAUUUUCCAAAUCCAAACUCAAAGCUUGUGCCUGCUGGCUACCAAAUACUAAAGGACCGAAUACAGCGGAGUCGUUCUCUUUCUCCUGCAAAGAAAAUUACUUUUCGACGCAAGCGAUCUUUAUCCGAAGGAUCAAACAUUGACAACCAACUCAAACGAUUUGUAAGAAUAUCGAAAGACAAGUUGAAUCGUUCAAUAAUAAACUGGCCGCGUUCUGGAAAACUUCUGGUGCAGUUGUAUCCAUCGCGUCUUAUUGAAAGCACCAACGUGAUGCACGUCAAUCAUAUGAUAAAUUUGAUUGAAAAAGAAAGAAAAAUAAAAGAAAUCGUUAAUGUUGUUGCGAUUGCUGACGGAGGCCCUGACUGGUCAGUUAAGGGCAUUAUUAAUUUCAUGUCUAUGGGUUUGAUUUUAUAUUGCAUCAUUAAAUUAUGUCUUUAUAAACUUCUCUUUUUUUAGUUAAAAUGGUGAAUAUGUAGCGGUUAACGUUUUAAAAAAAAACUGUUGAGCUUGUUA